Messenger RNA from Phyllostomus discolor (pale spear-nosed bat), 2091 nucleotides. RefSeq names its product retinal pigment epithelium-derived rhodopsin homolog (gene RRH). Gene Ontology annotation, molecular function: G protein-coupled receptor activity. NCBI's taxonomy places the organism in Eukaryota, Metazoa, Chordata, Mammalia, Chiroptera, Phyllostomidae. The transcript has 7 exons. Bases 1028 to 2086 code for a protein of 352 amino acids. Gene Ontology annotation, cellular component: membrane; photoreceptor outer segment. The record is from RefSeq and is a predicted model, not a curated record. Gene Ontology annotation, biological process: visual perception; G protein-coupled receptor signaling pathway.
CACUUGGGCUGCUCCCAGUAUCUUGGUGAUUGUAAAUGCUGCAAGCAUCUAGCAUUUUUGUAAAGUUACUGAUUUUAAGAAAUUGUUGAAUCAGAUUUUAGUAAUAUAUGGCAUAAAAAUGGGGAAAAUGGUGUUGGGGAUAUUGCUCUCUAAUAAAUGUUAGUGUUAGAUUGUAACCCACUUACAUAACCUACUUUUUGAGUUAUAACAACAUAGUCCAGAGUAAUAGAAUUGCCCUGUAUUUUACAGGAUGAAUGAUUGAAUCCAGGCACUUGGCUGAUGUAUGUUGUGAUUAUUAUCAGAUAAUUGUGCAUAUUAAGUAUAGGAUAAACAAGGUGGAUGGUGAAGUAGAUCAUGCUAUAUCCAUAUUAUGAACCACAUAGCUAUUAAUAAGUUAGACUUAGGUUUGUAGACCUGGAGUUUAUGAUAUGGCUUUAGAGGAAAAUGUUACAGAAUAAUUUUAUGUAUUCAUAUAUCCAUUUUUGCUCAAAAGGAAGUGGAAGAAACCUCAAACCAUUGUAUAAACAUGUCUGUAUAAGCAAAGAUAAUCAAUCAGGGUAUAAACCAAAUAAUAUUAUUACCUUUAGGGGCAUGAGAUUUGGAAAGAUGGGGGCAGAUUACUUUUUUGUCUCUUUUAAAUUGUUAAGGCAAAACUUUAAACCCAAAACUACUAAUAGUUUUAGAGGACUAGGUCUGGCUCUUAGUUUCAGAACUGAUGACCAGCAGAAAACAGUUGAAUCAGCUUGAGUUUGUCUAUUGUUUCAAUGGAUGUUCACACUUGAUAAUCUCCUUAGGUAUGUAAGAUUGAUGCUCAAGUUGGUUAGAAUGUGUGGUUUGGUAUUUCUCUUUACUUUGCUAGUAAGCUUUUCCCUUGCUCUGGGAAUUAGUUCCUUUCCUCUUUAGUCCGGGCACAUUUGUUAAGGGAGGGCCCUAAUGAAAAGGCUAUUCUCUGAGGUCUUGAAGUGGAAAUGAUUGGUUCUGAAAAUUCUUCAGUGGCAUUUUCAACAAUUAUAAUUAUUGAAGGCUUAUGAAGGCUGUCUCAAUAUCUUCAUCCAAAAUGCUCCAGAAUAAUUUAGGCAACAGUUCAGGCUCUCAAAAUGAAGAUGGCUCUGUCUUUUCACAGGCUGAACACAAUAUUGUUGCAACUUACUUGAUUAUGGCAGGUACGAUAAGUAUUCUCAGCAACAUCAUAGUUCUGAGCAUCUUCAUCAAGUUCAAAGAGCUUCAGACACCCACAGGUGCAGUUAUCAUUAACCUGGCUGUCACAGAUAUAGGGGUCAGUAGCAUUGGCUACCCCAUGUCUGCUGCUUCCGAUCUGCAUGGAAGUUGGAAAUUUGGAUAUGCGGGGUGUCAGAUUUAUGCUGGCUUGAAUAUCUUUUUCGGAAUGGCAAGUAUUGGCUUACUCACGGUCGUGGCCUUGGAUCGAUACCUGACCAUUUGCCGACCUGAUGCAGGAAGAAGAGCGACCACACACACUUACCUCAGCAUGAUCCUGGGGGCCUGGGUCAAUGGCCUCUUCUGGGCUUUGAUGCCUAUCAUAGGGUGGGCUAGUUACGCCCCCGAUCCUACGGGUGCUACCUGUACCAUAAACUGGCGGAAAAAUGAUGUAUCUUUUGUUUCCUUCACCAUGACAGUCAUUGCGAUAAAUUUUCUUGUGCCCUUGACAGUGAUGUCCUACUGCUAUUACCAUGUUGCUCGAUCCAUUGCAUGUCGCACUGCUGGAAACUGCACUGACUUCCUUAGCAGAGACUGGUCAGACCAGGUAGCCGUAACGAAGAUGUCUGUGGUAAUGAUAGUCACGUUUCUGGUGGCAUGGUCCCCUUAUUCAGUCGUGUGCUUAUGGGCUUCUUUCGGUGACCCAAAGAGGAUCCCUCCCUCAAUGGCCAUCAUUGCUCCACUGUUUGCAAAAUCUUCUACAUUCUACAAUCCCUGUAUUUAUGUGGUUGCCAAUAAAAAGUUUCGGAGGGCGAUCUUUGCCAUGUUCAAAUGUCAAACCCAUCAAGCUGUGACAACUUUGGAUAUGCCUGUGACAACUUUUUUGCCAAUGGAUGUACCUCAAAACCCAUUGACUUCUGGAAGAAUCUGAAAAAA